AUUGGAAUAAGGACGAAGGAUAAAACAAGAUUUAGCAGAGCAGUCAUAUUUUAUCCAGAGGAACCAUGGCCAAUAUCUGACCAGCAUCUUAUAGACUACAUCGCUGAAAACUUGGAUAUUAGAUAUGACGUUAUCAGUAAUCUUGUAAACGAUUGGCAAAACUUUACCGCAAAAAUUACAAUGAGGAAUGUUGGAACUCGUGAUCUGUCUUAUGGAAACUGGGAACUAUAUUUCUACUCAAUACGCCUCAUACAGCCAAAUGAUUUUCCUUACCGACAUGGUCACUUAUUACAGGAUUGCAAUAUGAGGGUUUAUCAUGUUGGAGGUUUUUUACUUAAACUCACACCUGCAAGUCGACAUUUUUCAUUAAAGAGUCACGCUAACUCGAUAUGCACACUUGUUGCAAAAUACUGGCAAUCUGCCAGGACAGACUGUAUGCCGAACUGGUACGUCACAGCAGAGGGCAUGCAGGCAAAGGAUAUAAAGUCAACUCAAAAUGAGGCUCUGACCUAUGUUGGACCUUUCAUUACGCCUGCGCAGUAUCGCCGUUAUCCAGAGGAUACCUAUCAUCCAUACACGCCAGAAGAGAGAUAUAAUCUGAAUGAGGCUUUAACAGUGCCUGGGAUAAAUUCAAAACGUAUUAUACCAACUCCUGUCAACAUUUCUCUAAAAGCAAGUUCAGUGACCAUCGAUCCAUCAUGGGUUGUUCUAAACAGUACAAAGUGCAACAGGGGAAUAAGGUUAAUAUCUGAACUCUUUGGUGCCACUAUUGGGAGCAUUAAACCGCCAUCUAAAUUUAUUGAAAUAAAAACAGUGAACAAUUUAAAUAUUCUUGGAAUGAAAGAAACACUGGAUGAAGCCUAUUGGAUUGAUAUAACGAAAUCAUCUGUAACUAUAUCCGUGAGAACCCCUAUGGGCGUGUUCUAUGCCUAUCAGUCACUGCGGAGCUUGACAAAUGGAGGAAAGAUACUUCCGCUUGGUGUCAUUAGAGAUCAGCCUCGAUUUGAAUACAGGGGUAUGCAUGUCGAUGUAGGACGAAAUUUUCAUUCCAAAGAAGAUAUUAUGAAAAUCCUUGACGCCAUGGCAAUGUAUAAAUUAAACAAGUUUCACUUUCACUUGACGGAGGACGAGGGCUGGAGAGUUGAGAUUCCUGGUCUACCUGAACUCACAGAGGUAGCUUCCAAACGUUGUCAUGAUCCGAUGGAGGAUGAGUGCAUAUUUCCUCAGUUAGGAUCUGGGUCGGGACAAAGCGGACUCGGUUCUGGAUUUUACACAGUCGAGGAUUAUAAAGAAAUACUCCGUUUCGCCAACGACCGCCAUAUUGAAGUUAUUCCUGAAAUCGAUAUGCCUGGACAUUGUCGUGCAGGAAUUAAAGCAAUGGAGGCGCGGUUCCGGAAGUACAUGAAAUUCGGAAACAAGACUGCAGCACGGGAAUACCUUAUGACAGACUUCCCUGACAAAACAGAAUACCUUUCCGUGCAGAUGUUUACAGAUAACGCCAUUAAUCCCUGCAUGGACUCCACGUUUGCUUUCAUAAAGCAGGUUAUAAGAGCAUUCAAAUUUAUGCAUGCAGAUAUUCAACCGCUGAAGAUGUAUCAUUUUGGAGGUGAUGAAAUAGCAGGUGCUUGGAAAGAUUCCCCCGAGUGUCAGAGGUUCUUGAGUAAAUCAGGACUGAAGAAUGUAGGCGAACUUAAGAAGUAUUUUGCUCAUAUGAUGGCCAGGAUAACGGACAAUUAUGGACUUAAUGUAGCAGCCUGGGGCGAUGGACUGAAGGAUGGCCCCAAGCCUUACGAUCCGUCUGAAUUUCCUACUAAAAGAGAUAUAACGGCCUAUAAUUGGGAGAACGUCUGGGAAUGGGGACAGGGCGAUAAAGCUUAUAAACUGGCUAAUGCUGGAUAUAAGGUUGUGCUCGGGCACGCAACUCAUUUAUAUUUUGACCAUCCAUACGAGCCCGAUCCCGAGGAACGAGGUUUCUACUGGGCCACGAGAUUUACCGACACUCGGAAAACCUUUGACUUUGUCCCCAGCAAUAUAUAUUAUAAUGCCGACAAAGCCGGCAACGGGAAACCUCUGACUCCAGAUCAGAUCUGUACAAACAAUGGCACCUGUCUACAGCUAACAAAACCAGAAAAUAUCAUAGGCAUGCAAGGUCAUAUCUGGACGGAAACGGUUCGUACAGCUGAUCAACUACAGGAAAUGGUAUUUCCUCGCCUUAUAGCCCUAGCAGAGAAAGCAUGGCACAAAUCUUCAUGGGAAAACAUCGAAAAUAAGGAUGAGCGGAUCAGAAAAACAAAUGAAGAAUGGACUUCGUUCGCAAUGGCGUUAGUUGAAAAGGAGUUGAGACGCUUAGAAAAUAUGGGAAUCGGAUACCACAUUCCUGUUCCGGGGGCUAGAAUGAUAAAUAAGAAUAUACAUGUCAACACGGCACUUCCUGGCUUGUCGGUUCAAUACAGCAGUGAUAAUAAACAAACAUGGAAAGAUUUCCCUCUCCGUAAUAAGAUUUCAGCAUUGCCUAUGGGAAAGGAAAUAUUUUUCCGGACUAAGUCGGUGGACGGAAGUCGAUACAGUAGAGUGGUGUCCUUCAGACCAUAAGAACUUGAAUAUACUUCUCCUACAUACUCAUAAACCUGAAGUCAGAGAACAGCCAUCCUUUCACUCUUUGUUAUCAACAGUGAUAAUGACUGUAAUAUUCACCCAUAGUUUAUUACUGACAUAACGCUUUACUUUCAUUUAUUUUAAAUUGCACAUGUUGAUCUAAAGAGUUAUUUCAGUUUAUUAUUCUUCAUCAAUAAAAGGGACAUAA
Saccostrea cuccullata (small rock oyster) is the source of this 2803-nucleotide messenger RNA. RefSeq names its product beta-hexosaminidase-like. Gene Ontology annotation, molecular function: polysaccharide binding; beta-N-acetylhexosaminidase activity. The record is from RefSeq and is a predicted model, not a curated record. Lineage: Eukaryota; Metazoa; Mollusca; Bivalvia; Ostreida; Ostreidae. The transcript is spliced from 10 exons. Gene Ontology annotation, biological process: glycosaminoglycan metabolic process; carbohydrate metabolic process. The annotation marks the transcript as partial. Gene Ontology annotation, cellular component: membrane.